AUGGAGGAACCUAGUAAUUCUACAGACGACAGUGACUAUGAUGAUAAUCCUGAAGAAACUGAACCCAUUGUGAGUGAGCAUGACACUUUGUCAGAACAAAGUGUGACAGAAAAUUACUCUGAUGUAAGCAGUGAUCCAUGUGAUGAGCAGCAGAGAAGCAAUUACUUCUAUGGAAAGAAUCAGCAGAAGUACUCUGACAAAAGCAAAGCUGAACAUCAGAUUCUGGAUUUGGAUGAACUUUUGGCUUUUUUAGGACUUCUUAUGUAUUCUUCUGUCUUUAAAUCCAACCACGAAAAUGAACUGUUUUUCUUGAACUGCUUACGGUUUGAUGACUUUCAAACUAAAAAAGAGAGUGUCAAAGUUGACAAAAUGGCAGCAGUCUCUUGUCUCUUUAGAAAAAUUGUGGAAAAUUUCCAAAAAUAUUUCAGUUUAGGCACAUGUGCUACUGUAGAUGAGCAGCAAGUUUCCUUCUGUGGUAAAGUCUCAUUUGUGGUCUACAUGCCAAAGAAGCCUUUUAAAUAUGGUUUAAAAAUAAUGUCCUUGUGUGAUGCAAGGACCAGUUUCUUUUAUAAUGGGUAUAUAUACACUGGAAAAGGCUCUGAUGGCAAUACUUUGCCUGACAAUGAUAAGAAACUAAUGAUACCAACACAGUCUCUGUUGAGAUUGUGUAAACCAAUCUAUGGCAGUAAUCACAAAAUUACUGCCAAAAAUUCGUUCAUCUCAAUACAGACUGUAGAAGAGUUAAGGAAAAUUAGAUGCACUUUUGUUGUAACUCUAAAAAAGAAUAAUAGAGAUAUUCCACAAGCCUCCCAACCAAAUAAGCAUAUGCCAGUUGGUUCGUCUUCGUACGGUUUCACACAAGGACCACUCUGUUGUCGCAUGUGCCAAAGACAAACAAAGCAGUUCUUCAUCACUUAA
Schistocerca americana (American grasshopper) is the source of this 918-nucleotide messenger RNA. RefSeq lists its product as uncharacterized. Bases 1 to 918 code for a protein of 305 amino acids. Lineage: Eukaryota; Metazoa; Arthropoda; Insecta; Orthoptera; Acrididae. The record is from RefSeq and is a predicted model, not a curated record. The transcript is spliced from 4 exons.